GAUGCUCAUGUUUAUGGUUAUGGUCAGUUCCAAGCUAAGUUGGAGAAGGAGAGGGUGGAGCAGCAACAGUGUGGUGACCUGGUAUUCGAGGAUCCUAUGGAGGAUGAGUUCGAGAAGGAUGAGAAAAUAGAUGGUGAUGCUGCCUCUGAUGCCUCCGAGAUGGCUGCUACAGGGGAGGAGCCAUCUGCGGGAGUAGGAGGAGGAGUAGGAGGCACUGCUGUGUAUGGGCCUGGGGUGGAUAAGGUUGAGGAGGGGAUAGUCGGGACCUUGCCGCAGCAUUUGGCUAGAAGUGACGAGCAGCGUGUUAAGGAUAUAUGCAAGGAUGACAACCCUCAUGAGGAUGCUCUUGAUGUGCUCACUAGGAUGCACGAUGAGGACGGCAAGCGCAACGAUGCUGGUAACAGGAACUAA
Messenger RNA from Perkinsus marinus ATCC 50983, 411 nucleotides. RefSeq lists its product as hypothetical. The record is from RefSeq and is a predicted model, not a curated record. Lineage: Eukaryota; Perkinsozoa; Perkinsida; Perkinsidae. The transcript is spliced from 4 exons. The annotation marks the transcript as partial.